UUUGAGAAAACGAUCAAAUUUUACGAUGUGGUGAACCCGUCUAGAUUCUAACGCUUCUUGUGACGUUUGAGAAAACGAUCAAAUUUUUUUUUGAGAAUGUUGAACGCAGGGAUAUGAGAAGGGCAAUCCAACGUAAGGCCGCCAUUUUUUGAUGGAACGAAUUACUCCUAUUGGAAGGAGCGGAUGAGAAUUUUUGUUCAAUCUAAUGACUUCAAAAUUUGGCUUGCUAUCAAGAAUGGAGAUAACUUGCCGAUGAAGAAGAUAGGUGAUACACUCAUCCCGAAGAAUGAGGAUGAAUAUGAUGAAGCCGACUUCAAGAAGGCUCAAUUGAAUGCCACCGCCAUAAACUUCUUGUAUUGUGCUGUCAACGACAACGAUUAUCAAAAGAUAUCUCAUUGCCAAACUGCCAACCAAAUGUGGAACAAGCUCAUGAUCACAUCUGAAGCUACGCCUCAAGUUCGUGAAUCAAAAAUUGAUUUACUAACUCAUGAAUAUGAGUUAUUUGCUAUGAAAGAGAAUGAGCUUGUGGAGGACAUGUUUGGAAGAUUUUCGAACAUUAUCAACGACCUUGAUAUGCUUGGAAAGACUUUCGCCGACAAGGAGUUAGUGAGGAAAAUCCUGUGAAGUCUUACCAAGGAAUGGGAGUCAAAGGAUAACUCCUUCUACGAAGGCUGAGAUUAUAACGUCAUCACAUACGACGGUCUUCGAGAGAGUUGGGGUUCUAAGGUAUAUUUCAAAACGGGCCUUUGAAUUGCAUGACUCCGGGCCGUGUGGAGAGUUGACAAUCCUCCAUAUCGUGGUUAAGGAAAUGAAUCGACUCGGCCUUUGAUUGAUUUUUUUUAUUCUUAAGUGCGUAAGUUACGUAAUAUAUUGUCUACGUGCCUAUUAUACGUGUAAUGUUCAACUCGUGUUUGUUCUCUUUUUUCAUUUUGUCUCGGUGAAACAAUUUUUAUUAAAAAAGAAUAAAACAAAAUACAUGAGGGGAGGACCAAACCAAAGCCCCUCCAUAAAUGGUGAGAACAUAUGUUUACUAAAAACAUAAUGAUUGCUAAAAUAGAUGUCGAGCAAAAAUUAUAGGUUUCCCACUAUUGCAAAGUGAACUUUAACAUAGUUUAUUUUCACUCUUCAUCCCAAUUGCUCCAUAACAUAUUGAUCGAUCAGAAGCACAUGAAGCUCUUAUGUCCAAAGCCUACUACAAACUUUAAAAACACUUCUCUUCACCAAGAAAUUAAAACCUAAUAACGAAUAUCUUUCUGAAUAGUAGACAUUAUUACUCAAUAGACAUAUUCCUCUUCUUUUUUUUAGCAAAGAGAGAUAUUAUGAAAUCAAGUGAUGACCGGGUAUUGUGAAGAAGAGGAAUAUGUCCACGAUAUUGUGAAAAAAGAAAGAGAUAUUAUAUUGUGAAAUAAUGUUGGAGACAAACUUCAAGAGGGAGUUCCUACUUGCAUAGAGACUCUUUCAAGGCCUAGAAUCAAAAUUUGGGUGCUUAUAAUAGGCAAGAUAGAAACUGCAAUAACGGGAACCCGUGUAUGAAGUACAUCUUCGUCAAUCAUCUCCCUAAUUCUAUAAAAACAAGCUUGGUCUGAAUCCAGUGUAUCAUGCAUAAUUAAUUGUGUUCUUCAAGAUAGCUUUCCUAUAAUAGAUUAUAAGGUUGUACUCUUUAAGUGCAUUAAUACCAUUAGCUUCAUCAUUGUAAUGAAAUCAUUAAGUUUAU
Molecule: messenger RNA, 1714 nt
Organism: Cuscuta campestris
Lineage: Eukaryota; Viridiplantae; Streptophyta; Magnoliopsida; Solanales; Convolvulaceae
Source: the annotation of a GenBank genome assembly